ACGUGGGGGGGGGACGGAACUGCUGUAGGGUCGACGAGUAAUUGAAGAUGAAGGGGGGAAAUGGGAAUUAAACAGCGUGUUUGUUAUAGUCGCAGCGGUACUUCGGUUAUAUUUGUGAUUCUCUGUAAGGCGGAUGUUGUAUGAGGCCCCGCGGAGGACGUGUUUUAAUCGAGGUAGUGAGUGUAGGGAGAUUUGGGGAGGGCUGUAGCUGCUGGGCUGUGUUUUUUUUAGGAGAGGGAAAACAACAUGGCGGCGGUGGAGCUCGAAUGGAUCCCUGAAACCCUUUACAACACCGCUAUCUCGGCUGUGGUGGACAACUACAGCCGCUCAAGAAGGGACAUAAGGUCGCUCCCGGAAAACAUACAGUUCGAUGUCUAUUAUAAGCUUUACCAGCAGGGCCGGCUCUGCCAGCUGGGAGGAGAGUUCUGUGAACUGGAGGUGUUUGCUAAAGUGCUGCGAGCUUCAGACAAAAGACACCUUCUGCACCACUGCUUUCAGGCCCUGAUGGACCACGGUGUGAAAGUGGCCUCAGUCCUGGCUAACUCCUUCAGCCGCCGCUGCUCCUACAUUGCAGAGUCAGAUGCCCACGUCAAAGAGAAGGCCAUCCAGUUUGGCUUUGUGCUGGGUGGCUUCCUGUCUGAUGCAGGCUGGUAUGGAGAUGCAGAGAAAGUUUUUUUGUCGUGCCUGCAGCUGUGCACGCUCCACAGUGAGGUCCUUCACUGCUUCAGAGCUGUGGAGUGCUGUGUCAGGCUGCUUCAUGUCCGCAAUGGAAACUGUAAGUACCACCUGGGGGAGGAGACCUUCAAGCUCGCUCAGUCUUACAUGGACAAACUCGCCAAACAUGGCCACCAGGCCAACAAGGCAGCGCUGUACGGCGAGCUCUGUGCCUUGCUCUUCGCCAAAAGCCACUACGAUGAGGCGUACAGGUGGUGUAUAGCGGCUAUGAAGGAAAUCACUCCCGGGCUGCCUGUCAAAGUCGUUGUUGACGUCCUCCGACAAGCCUCAAAGGCCUGCGUGGUGAAGAGAGAGUUCAGAAAAGCAGAGCAGCUGAUCAAACAUGCAGUGUUUCUAGCGAGAGAGCAUUUUGGACACAAGCAUCCCAAGUACUCAGACACGCUGCUAGAUUAUGGAUUUUACUUAUUAAAUGUAGACAACAUAUGCCAAUCAGUCGCUAUUUACCAGACAGCCCUGGACAUCCGACAGUCUGUGUUUGGGGGAAAGAACAUCCACGUUGCCACCGCCCAUGAAGACCUGGCCUACUCCUCGUACGUGCACCAGUACAGCUCUGGGAAAUUUGACAACGCUCUAUUCCAUGCAGAACGUGCCAUAGACAUCAUCACUCACAUUCUGCCUGAGGAUCACCUGCUGCUGGCUUCCUCCAAGAGAGUCAAAGCUUUGAUCCUCGAGGAAAUCGCCAUCGACUGCCACAAUAAGGAGACAGAAGAGCGCCUGCUGCAGGAGGCUCAUGACCUCCACCUCUCCUCGCUGCAGCUCGCUAAGAAGGCUUUUGGAGAGUUCAACGUCCAGACGGCAAAACACUACGGCAACCUCGGACGACUCUACCAGUCCAUGAGGAAGUUCAAGGAGGCAGAGGAGAUGCACAUCAAAGCCAUCCAGAUCAAGGAGCAGCUCCUGGGUCAUGAGGACUACGAGGUGGCUCUGUCUGUGGGUCACCUGGCCUCCCUCUACAACUACGAUAUGAACCAGUACGACGACGCAGAGAGACUCUACCUGCGCUCCAUCGCUAUCGGUAAGAAGCUGUUCGGGGAGGGUUACAGCGGACUGGAAUACGACUACCGAGGCCUCAUCAAACUCUACAACUCAGUGGGGAACUACGAGAAGGUGUUUGAAUACCACAACGUACUUUCCAACUGGAACCGGCUGAGGGACCGGCAGUUUGCAGUGGCGGACGCCCUGGAGGACGUCAACACUACGCCGCAGCAGACCCAGGAAGUGGUACAAGCUUUCCUAUUGGCCCAGAGUAUGGGCCCAACCCGCCCUUGCCUCGGCUAAUUCGAUGAGGGAAGAGAGGAUGAAAAAAAAAAAAAGACGCUUGGGCUUUCGCCUGGUGAGGACAGAAACGAGCCCAGAUGUGAUGCUCCCGUUGAACACAAUAAAUUAGCAACACAACAAAUUCAAGCAUCACCGGCAAGUCAACUGCCAGUACACACACACACACACACACACACACACACACACACACACACACACACACACACACACACACACACACACACACAGAUUUAGUCAUGGAUUUAAAAAGUAGAGAAGACACCGUUAUCAAACCUCAUUGACACCCACACGAACCACGGAGAUGGUUACUGCAAACGGUACUGAAGCCUGGACGCAGCUUCACCCCACAGAGCAGACUGAUGAUGCAUUUCUCCAAGAGAAAAGAGGAAAACAUGACUGAGGGGGCAGGGUUAAAAAAAAAAAAGAAACCUCUUAACGUCCUGUAAGGAUGACCAAUGACCUCCCCUCUUGUCUCGCUCGCCUUUUUCUUUCCGUUUGGAAUGGGAGGACCUUCUUCUUUUUUUUUUUUUUGCUUUUUAUAUUUGAACCGUGUAGCUCUGAAUGCCAUGAGACUCCAGGGCUACGUACACAACAGUAUCUUGGCCCUGACUAACACAUCUGCGAAAUAUGUCUCCACCCGCAAUCCAUCAUAACUACGAGGAACAGAGAUGUAAAAUGUCCGAUGUUUUUUUUGACACUUGUGGAAUAUUGGAGCAGAUUGUACUCUUGCGUUUUGAUUGAAGGCUUCUUUUUUCUCUCUCUUUGAAAAGGAAGUGCACCCUCAGAAUCCUUCUCGUUGGAGAGAUUACAACCAGAGGAAUGUGUUAAACCAGUGGGUUUAUUGUUACACAAUUACCACAUUACAUUUGAUUUGAUCUCGUUUUCCAGCGUAGUACUGAUCUAGAACAAUUAAAAUGCCAAUAAUUUAUAUGCAAAAGUGUAUGUUAUGUAGCCCUUUUUGUUUCUGCGUUUCUUACUGAGUGAGCCAUGAAUGCUUUCAACACAGCUCCACACUCUGACGGUAAAACGAAGGACGUGAGCGAGGAGAGGAAGAUGCUACAUGUGCAGACGCUUAGAGGCCCAGGCUUUGAUUAUUUUCAUCUUUAAGGGGAAUUCUGGUGUACACCUGGGCCUUGUUGUUAUAUGUUAUAGGGUCUUAAUGGGUACUAAAAGUUUGGAGAUUGAAGAUUUGAUGCAGGCUGUGAUGGCUGCAACGUAAUCUCUCAGGGAAAGCUGCAUGUUCUUAUAGUUAAUCCAAUGAAAGUGCUGGUUAUUGCCACUGAAAGGCUCCUAUUCUUUACAGGAGGGAUUCUUACAUUGAUACAUUUUUGUUCAGAGGAGAGGCUUUUUUUUAAGAAACAGAACAAAUGUUUGCGUUCUUUUAAAAGUCACCAGACUCCAUUGACAAAUCCAGCAAGUUUACCCCAAAGAUCACAGCUGUAGCUGCUCUACGGCUCCCUCUAUUGGUUAUUUGUGAUACAACAACUAUAGUGUUGAAUCUGAUUUAACUCAUCAAGACAUCAUAGUGAAACAUUAACUACGUAGCGGUGGAAAAGCUACUUCUGUGUCUCGAGAGGUUACAUUUCUGAUUUUGUCAGUGGAUUCUGCAAGCUCUGAAAGUGACAGUAAAACAUCAGUUCCUGGUUUUAAAAAAAGCAGCGUACUCCUAAACAAGAAGGUCUGUCUCUGUAAGGAUCCUUUCUGUGAUGUAGCCUGACACUUCAGCUGCGUUCACACUGCAGCCAAGAGUGACCUGAAUCUGAUUGUUGCCGCCAUUUAAAAAGUAAUCUGACAGCCAAACAAAAAUCAAAUCUGAGCCAUAAAAAUCUGACUUGAGCAUUAAGGCUUGCACACGCAACAAUCAGAGACUGUCAGUGGCAACAACAGGAACUUUUAGUUGACUUCCUUUGGUCUGGUGCUUUUGCCUGCAGGGAUUACAUUGCUACCAUUAUAGCUUGUGAACCUUCUGAACAAUUCUCCUAAGCCUGGUUGUUCAAAAGAUGAAAAAGAUCCUGAUUUUUCUACCAAAGAUCAAAUAAUCUAGAUCACUUCAAUCCCAGAUUUUCAAGGAGAAACUGGGUUGGAGAUCCAGAUCCAGAUUUAUAAGGAUUACCGAAACCCGAUUACCCAGUCAUUUAAAGGGUACUUCACACUACUUAUUUUGUCCACAGGGGGCGCCAUAAUCCACAGAAACUGAAAGAUCCUCACAUCUACUUUGAAAUAAUCUUGAAUGUUUGAUUUUUAUGAUAUUAAGUGAAAUCAUUUUUUUUUUUACAGUCCUCGUGUACCUUCAUCUACUUUGUCACUAAAGACAAACAGCAUUGUGUUUUUAAAAACAUUGACUACACUGUUAAAAUGUUGGAUUGUUUGACCUAAUUUAUCAUUUUUCUUACAUUUUCCCUGUAAUCUGGUCUGAAUCCAGACCUCUACUGGGGUCAGGAUAAUCCUGAUUGUUGGAUCAAAGUGAUCUCAAGUUUUGAUCUACUCAAACUGGAGGGUUUAUCUGGAUGUUCAUCAGGAUUGGAUUACCUGAUGUUGUUUUCUUUUGAACAACCUGAUCCAUGAUUAGAUCCAAUCCGAUAGAUUAAAUGUGAGGAGAUAACUUUUUGAACAACCGGCUCUGGAACAAAAUCUGAAUCUUCUUUUCAUCUUUAAGACCCCACAAAGUGUGAAAAUAGAGUCCAGGCUCUUUUUUUUUAAAAAAUCAACAAUUCCCGUUGAAAGAGUGCUUUCAUGUGUGAGCGUGUGUCAGUAAACACAGAUCGAGCUCUCGGUGCCUGAGUGCUCCACUGAUGAUUAUCAGCCUUACACCAGCCUGCAGUUCUCUGUCUGUAGGUGGACCCAUACAUCUAAGUGCUAAUGAACUAUUCAACCCUUAAGGGCACUACAAUGGGGACCAAUAUUGUAUAUUUGUGUGUGUGAGUGCGUAUGAAUGCAUGUGUUACUGGCCUGUCAAACAUGUGCAUCUUGCCUUUUCCGCUCAGAUGUCCCAUCAAAGUAACAAUCCAGAUUUGUCUUUUUUUAGUUUCUGGACUGUGUUUUUUUUUCCACGUGCUCCAUCAGACUUGAAUGUUUCUUUGCAAAAUCACAUCAGUUGUUUGCUUACAGAGCUGCAUGUAUGACAUCAUGAUGAAAACGUCACAAGUCUUUUUGAAAUGUUACCACUCACUUUGUCCUUGAAGAUGAUGUCAUGCCAGCUCUUUGGCAGUCUGCUGCUGGUCUCUACAUGACGGUAAUUUGAAGGAUCAGAACACACUAAUUACAUGAUACUCGGGAAAACACACACCGGUGCCUGUUUUAUUUCCUGACUAGCUGCCCGUGUGUUUGUGAAUCUCUGAUUAACUCGCAGCAGCUAUUGUUUGAAAAUAUGACUCAAGGUCUGACCUUUUUUUUAUAAAGCUUCGGUACUUUUUGAUACGAUCUGUCAUACAAAUAACAGAGAUUGUAGUUUUUUUUUUUUAAACCAGUAAUAUCAAAAAGUAUCGAACAUGUUGACAACCUAACUUUCUAUAACCAAACCAACUGAGAAUUUCUAAGUUUGACAAAAGUAACAGUUUAGAGGUAAUCGUUAACAAAAACAAAAAAGUGUGCUUUACAGUGGAAAGAUUCAACUUUUGACUUUAAAUAAAUCAACUAACCAAUAGAUUCCAAUAUAACAUUAUAAGGUACAUGCAUGUAUAUUUUGCCAAAGAGUCCAAGUAGAAACUUUGUUUUAUUUGAAAUAUCAGAUGAAUGUUAUUAUUGAUAAUAUAACAACACUAAUGGAUACACAUCAACACAUACAACCUAUUAGUACAUACACUCAUUAACUGUUCAUCUGCAGAAAUCGAGCUCCAUUGGAGGAUUUUUUUAUGGCCAACGAUGAGCCGAGGUUAAAUCAUGCUGUAUGCAUUUAGAUGCAUGAUGCAGUUUGUGUCAGACUUUUCAGCCGUGCAGAAAGUUAAAGGUAAUUUAAAUGUUCCCAGGAAAACUUAAGUAGCAGAUGGCUGUAAGGCUCUGUUGUCAUUUUGAAAUAUUUGGAAUUCAAUUUAUGUUUUCAUUGUAUUCUGAAAAGUGAAGAAAUGUAGAAGGUGGCCAUGGUUAAACCUGAACCGUCUGCAUGGCUUCAUAUCGUUAGAGGUUGUUUUUUUUUUUUUUUAAACUGUUUUAUAGAGUUUAGGUGAACUGGCCCUUUAGAGUUGUGCAGAAGGAAUCCUUUCAUUAAGACAUGAGUGUGACGUGUGCAGCUCUACAGAGGAACAACUGCUGAGAUUUAUGCUCUGAUGGAAAACAUGAAAAACAGGUCCAGCUCCAAAAACAGGUUUAGGCAUUACUCCUGCAACAUUUCUGAAAACCUGAUGCCUUCCAGAAGCACCCCGCUGUUUUUUUGUUUGUUUUUUUUCUGUUGAUUUAAAGUGAAUGAGGAAAACGAGCUUUGCCUUGCUGUUGCUUCAGUGCUGUCGGGAGGUCUCCCUCUCUAGCAGUGAUGUGAGUGGCUCUAGCUGAGGAGGUCCAGCCUUAGCCCAACAGGCGCACCCUCCCAUCCUCCACACAAACAGAACAUUUUUCCUUGGCAGUCGGGGAAAUGAAUGUCCUUUAGGAACAGCAGACACAGAACGUCCUGUCCUACAACAAUUGCAGAAAUUAAAUCUACCCUUGGAUGCUCCUACAAUGAAUUCAGCUCUCGGGUCUUGUGCCGACCUGUUGCACUGCACUCUGAUCUAUUAGGGCUACUGUUUUGGAGCAAAUGGCAAGUACAUUCUGCUCCUUCUGCAGUGCAUAUUUUAGAAAGGUUUUUCCUUCAGCGUAUGCUUUCUAAACUACAAAAACAAAUGGAGCGGGCUGUAAUGGCUGUAAUCCUUCAAAGUUUCAGAUUUUUAUUCCAAGUGAGAUAGAGAUGGAGCUUUUUGUUCCCCCCCCCCCCCCUGUAAACUGCUGCUCUCUUCAAAGUCACCAGACUCCACUGACAAAAACAGUCAUUUUACCCUGCUUGACACCGGAUCGUUUGAUCAACAGCUGUCUGGAUUGGUUGGUUUGUGCUGUUGUGUGACUUUGGUGUUUUAAAUUGAUGAAUUAGAUUUCAACACAAUAAUUGUGUAAAGGCACAAUGACUUAAAAAAAACAAAAAACAAAGAAAAAGGUAUACAAAUGACUCCUAUGUUCUGGGAGGUAAAAAUGACGUUUUGGUCGAUGGACUGUGGAGGCUUUGAGAAGAGCGUUGUAGUGGAUGUUUUUUAAAAAAAGCAUCUCAGCCUGAGACAGAAGGGUCCUUCUCUGUAGGGAAACUUGGAAUAACAGUCGGAGGCUGUCAGUAGCAAAAAGAAAAAAUACUUUUACAUGGCAUAUUUUGUAUGAUUACAUUAGCCCAAAAGUAUUACAUUGCAGUCAUUAAGGCCUAUUUCAAGGCUGAUGGAGCAAACAAACUGAGGAAUUCCAAAAUGAUUCCAGUUCUUCUUCUUAGUCAUUUCGAUCCGAAAAUGUGCUUUUUUUAAACCGUGUUGAAGUAUUAUUGGGUGUUUUUAUUUUUUCCCUUUUAACAAUAACCCUGAGAAACCAGCUGACUGAAGGAAUGUAAGACACAAAGGCUGAUCAAACCAACAGGUCGUCUUUCUGAUCGUCUGGUAUCUGAAAGGGAAAACGCUGCAGGAGGGGUCGGAGGAUCCACGGUUGAGGGCUUGCUGGGGAGAGAUGGACAGAAGAACAAACAUGUUCAAUAAAGCUGUGCCCUGUUUUGACUCUCAGAGAGUUCAAGAUGAUUGAAACAAAGCGUGAUGAGGGGAUGUUUUCACUGUUGUCCUGUUACUGCUUCACUGUUAGCUGCAAAAACAUUAAAACUUAUAUCAUUGAUCACAGAC
Messenger RNA from Labrus bergylta (ballan wrasse), 7847 nucleotides. RefSeq names its product amyloid beta precursor protein (cytoplasmic tail) binding protein 2 (gene appbp2). Lineage: Eukaryota; Metazoa; Chordata; Actinopteri; Labriformes; Labridae. The record is from RefSeq and is a predicted model, not a curated record. Gene Ontology annotation, molecular function: ubiquitin-like ligase-substrate adaptor activity; protein binding. Gene Ontology annotation, cellular component: Cul2-RING ubiquitin ligase complex. Gene Ontology annotation, biological process: proteasome-mediated ubiquitin-dependent protein catabolic process; intracellular protein transport.